CUAUCUAUAUCAAUUUUCGCGCCAGAUAACGCCUGGAAAACCAACAGGCCUGUAAGGCGGGACAGCUCAGAAAUUUUCGACACCUGCUUCAUAUUUCCAGUAUCUCUUGCUCUGCCUCCGUCUUCUCCUAUGAUGUCUUCGAAAUGACUUCGUAUCCACCUUCACAUGCUUCACUGCACUAAAUACAUAACGCCAAGGCGAACGCCAUGUCUUCCAACAUCACUCCAUGCUGGGCAUGUUCUCACCCCAAUCCAGAACGCCAAGCAAAAUGUCUGGUCUGCUCUCCAUCCUCCUCAUCGUCAUCGUCACCGAGAACACAUCUGCUCCGGCCAAACACAACAAAAGCACGUUGGACCCUACCCGCUAUCAGUGCCACAAAAUUACGAAAAGUAUGGCAACGCUACGGCUCCGAGAGAAGCCCAGAAUGGGGGGAAGCGCUCGACUUGAUAAGAACACUCAACCCAACAAGACGUUGCACAUCGCCGCUGAGAGUAGACGCAUUCCUCGCAGAACAAAGCCCUCAGAUUAUCUUGUUGCAAGAUAGCGACUAUUUCGAAAGGACCCCUGCUAUAACUCUCACUUCUGCUUCGUCAACCUCAGUGCCAACUAUGAACCUCACUACUUGGCACACAUUUGCGCAGAGCGAGUGGUCGACAACUGAUGUUCAUGUCACAACGACGCAGAGUGAGAAGAAGAAGCAUAGAGGAAACAAGAUAGAUUGUGGGAUUUGCAGAGAAGACGUAGAGGUCAAUCGGAAGUGGCUUGAGGUCAUGGAGGUGGGUAUGACGGUCGAGACAAAAGAUAAGGCGGAGAUGCUCGAGCAAGAUGACCAUUGUGAGUUUGGAACGAUGAUGAAAGGCUUGUGUUUGCAAGCCUCCAAACCGUUUCGAGACAUCGUCAUGUCAGACAGCUGGGCCGACGUGAACACGUGAUAAAAAAGAGUGCUAGACACUCCGGGCUGUUCCUAGGUAGCGAAGAUCGCUUCUAGUGAGCAUCGAAAUGAUUCUCUGAUCCAAAGUAAGCUACACACGUGAUCUGACUUCGUUUCUAUAUGCCUGCUUACAUGAGCGCAUCUGACGACAUGCUCGUCUGCAGCAUAGGUAAUCUACUCAUCUAUGUUGAUUGGGGCGUGCAGCACCGAACUGCGAACACGUACUGACAAUAGAUUCGCCUGCUACCUUGGGUAAUCUUCCUCAUCCUCUUCGCCUUUUCGAAAAUCCUCGAUAGCCGCUGCAU
Messenger RNA from Alternaria alternata, 1236 nucleotides. RefSeq lists its product as hypothetical. Bases 207 to 932 code for a protein of 241 amino acids. The transcript has a single exon. NCBI's taxonomy places the organism in Eukaryota, Fungi, Ascomycota, Dothideomycetes, Pleosporales, Pleosporaceae. The record is from RefSeq and is a predicted model, not a curated record.